This is a messenger RNA of Cololabis saira (Pacific saury), 9340 nucleotides long. RefSeq names its product collagen alpha-1(VII) chain-like. The record is from RefSeq and is a predicted model, not a curated record. Gene Ontology annotation, molecular function: serine-type endopeptidase inhibitor activity; protein binding. NCBI's taxonomy places the organism in Eukaryota, Metazoa, Chordata, Actinopteri, Beloniformes, Belonidae.
UCAGAUACACCUCCAACUCCUUCUACAGAUGCUCCUUAGAUGAUUAUCUCUGAUUAUAACGUCUACAAGGAUACAACAUCAGCUCCAGACUCUUGGCUUGGAUUAAAACUCGGGAUUUAGGUGCUGUUUUUUUCUCUUGACCCCUUGAGAGAUCACCUGGAUCGUGAAGAUAAUGGUGUCAGUGAUAGGAGUGAAGAGGUGUUGGAAUUGAUGAUUGCCGAGUGGAAUUCAGACGCUGCAUUCGCGAACAGGGGGAACGGGGAAGAAGAGCAGGUGACUGAAGGAGGAAGACGAGGAGAGGGGGAGUAUGGGCUGCGUUUCUUUGUGGAUCAUUCUGCUGUCACUUUCACUCUCUCAACAAAGUGUUGCAGCGCGACCUGAAGUUUGCAGGACGGUGGGCCGGGCGGACCUGGUGUUUCUGGUGGACGAGUCCAGGAGUGUGGGUCAGGCCAGCUUUUCCAGAGUCAAAGAUUUCAUCUCAGCAGUGAUUUCCUCCUUUCAGGACAGCGUGAUGGGAGCUGAGGGGGUUCGCUUCGGAGUCACCGCCUUUGGGGACGUUCCCAGGAUGCCGGUAGCUUUGACAGACCACGGCACCCUGGAGGACGUGCUCGCAGCCGUCAGAGAGCUCACCUACGAGGGCGGAUCCAGGAGGACUGGCACUGCCUUGCAAUUUCUUGUUGACUCUGUCUUCAGCCCCGCCAUCAGUCGAGACUUCACUCCGAAGGUUGCUGUUUUGAUCACAAACGGACGUUCGGACGACCAGGUUGAACCUGCGGCCAGAGCCGUAGCAGACGAAGGAAUUACGCUCUUUGCAGUCGGUGUCCGGGGAGUGGAUGAGUCGGAGCUGAGAGGGAUUGUGUCUGAGCCCUACGAGGAGCAUCUGUUACAGAGCCCUGACUUCUCCCUGCUGGAGACGAUCCUCCCCAAGCUGUCCCGCAGGGUCUGCUUCACGGCCUCGGAGCCGCCACGGCCAAAAAAAACCAAGCAAACAACUGAGGAGCGUGUCGUGGGUCCCAGGGACCUGCAGGUGAGCGAGUUGGCCCACGCCUCCCUCAGACUGACGUGGAGCCAGGCCACAGGUGACGUGACCGGGUACCGGCUCCUGGUCACCCCGGUCAGCUCCCAGGGACAGCUCCUCCCCGCCCAGCAGAGAGUGAUGGAUCUGAAGGCAGAUGUGAGCACCGUCAUCGUGACGGAGUUGAGUCCAAAGACGGAUUAUUCCCUCACUCUGUAUGCCGUGUACCCGAGCCUUAUAGGGGACUCUGCAACCAUCACAGUAAAGACAACCCCUUUGCCCAAAGUGUCAAACUUCCGCGUUAUUGAGGAGGGUUUGUUCUCUCUGCGCCUCGGCUGGACUCCUCCCCUGGGGAAGCUCAGUGGAUUCAAGAUCUUUAUCCCAAGAUCCCAGCGACCAGGAUUAACGUACGAGCAGCUUCUUCCUGGAGACGCCUCUUCUCAUGUGAUCGACAGCCUGGAGGGGGAUAAGAAGUACACCAUCAGUAUUUAUGCCAUCUACCCCCAAGGACCAAGUGAACCUGUUUCAUUAGUGGGAAAGACACUGAAGCUGGUACCGGUGCAGCAGUUUCUGGUGCAGAACGCCACCACCGACACUGUCCAGGCAAGGUGGGCGUCAGUCAAAGGUGCAACAGGAUACCGUCUCACCUGGGCCACUCCAGACGGCGACAUUGAAAACAUAAACCUUGGGGACAACUUUAACUUCUACAUGAUCCAGGGCCUCCGUCCCGGCUCUGACUACACCGUCACCAUCAACCCCAUCUUUGGAGACAUUGAGGGGCCUGUCACCUCCACCAACGUCAACACACUGGACAGUAGUGCCGUUCAGACUCUGACGGUGUCUGCCGUGAGCACCAGUACAGCCGUCAUCUCCUGGAACAGCGUCCCGGGGGCCACGGGGUACCGGCUGGCCUGGGGGCCCACCCCAGAGUUUGUGGGCCGGGAUCGUCCCAGGCAGUUGGCUCUGAACGGCAGCAUCACAGAGUACCAGCUGAAGAACGUGGCCCAUGAUACGGAGUACGUCCUGACUCUGUACGUGCUGUUUGGAUCGUUGGUUGGACCUGGAAUCUCUGGAACCUUCAAAACCUCUCCUUUGGGUUAUGUGUCCAACUUCAAGGUGACGUCCUACACCAGUUCCUCCAUAGAUGUUGAGUGGAGUCCCAUUGUUGGAGCUACGGAGUACAAACUGUCCUGGGACACAGAUGAUAAGCCGCCCCAGUCCCAGUAUCUGGACCGCAGCGUCCUCUCCCACCGGAUCCCAGACCUGAACCCGCGGUCCACGUACACGGUCACCAUCCGUGCCGUUUACGGCAACUCGGAGGGGCCAGAAAUCUCCCUGUCUCAGCUCACAGCUGCGGUCUCGGACUCUGGGCCGAUCCAGGCCGUGAGUGGGGUGAAAGUCGUGGACAUUGGGGUAAACUCCUUCACCCUGUCCUGGAAGAAAACACCAGGGGUUUCUGGGUACAAAAUCUCCUGGGUGCCCUUCCUUGGAGGUAACGAGAAGUCCCAAGUGGUGUCUGCGUCUUCCACCUCCUUCACCAUCCUGCAGCUGCAGCAGAGCUCGGCUUAUAAGAUCCAGGUUUCCCCCAUCGUGGGCAGCAGAGAGGGGGGCCCGGUCCUGGUCACCGCUCGCACCCUGGAUCUGCCAAAAGUGGAGGGAUUUGUUGCUCUGAACACGACCGACAGCAGCACUGUCCUGAACUGGACACGCGUGGCCGGCGUCUCUGGAUACUUUCUCUCCUGGAGACACAUCUCAGUGCUGGAUACAAAGACGGAAACCCUGAGCCCUUCCUUCUCCUCCUUUAAGAUCGGAGACCUCCUGUACGGCAGGACGUACAUCUUCACCAUACGACCUCUGUACGGAGAGGUGGAGGGGCCUAUAAGCACCAUCUAUGAGAAAAUAUUGCAGGGAGAUGAUCCUGUUAAAGCGGGCCAGCCUGUACAAACCACCGCGGCUCCAAACUCCAUCCGUAUCACGACCGGGUCCCAGUCCUCCUCCGACGGCGACGCCGUCGUCACUCCAUCCGCCACAGAGGCCACCGGGCAUCCAACCGCUCCGUCAACCACUAAACCCUUCACAGCUAAGACUCCGAGAGUCACUGAAGCCAAAGCUGCAGACACGUCCCUAAAGUCAAAGACAACAGCUCCACAACCAGUGUGCGGGAAGCUGAAAGCCGACGUAGUGUUCCUGGUGGACGAGUCCUCGAGCAUCGGCGUCAACAACUUCAUCAAGAUAAAAGACUUCAUCUUCCGCGUGACCACGUACUUCCCCGUCAUCGGUCCACGAGGCACACAGGUGGCCGUGGUUCAUUACAGCGACGAGCCUCGCAUUGAGUUCCGUCUAAGUGACUACAAGGACAGAAACUCGGUGCUCAGGGCCGUCAGGGGGCUGCGUUACGGAGGAGGCAACACCAGGACAGGAAAGGGCAUCAGCUACGUUCUGCAGGAGCUGUUCCAGGAGUCUCUGGGGAUGAGGCAGGACGUGGCCCACGUCCUGGUUCUGAUCACAGACGGCCGGGCCCAGGAUGACGUGACGCCGCCGUCCAGAAUCGCACACGCUUUGGGGGUCAGCAUCCUGGCUGUCGGGGUUUCUAACGCAGACAUCGAGGAGCUGAAUAAAAUUGCAUCUCCCACCAGCUACAAAAACAUCUUCUACUCCCCGACCUUUGACGGCUUCCCCUCCGUAGAGAGAGAGUUUAUCAACAGCCUCUGCGGUGAGGAACUUCUCUCCGAGUUCACGCUGCAGGACGAGAGUGCUCAGUUAGACACUCCAACUGAAGACCCGGAGGAGCAGGAAAAGCCUCAGGGUCCCUGCUCCUCCCAGUGUGUAAAGGGCCAGAAAGGAGAAAGGGGGGAUGAUUCAGGUCUUGGAGGGCUGAGAUUCAGGCAAAGCCCCGGACGUUAUGAUCCUUUCACGUCCUCCAAAGGAGAGAAAGGAGAGAAGGGACCGACUGGAACAGAUGGUAUCCCUGGGUUGCCAGGGCGACCAGGAAGAACUGGACCCCCGGGUUCUGCCGGACAACGGGGCCCUGCAGGCGUCCCGGGUGACAUGGGUCAACCUGGACAGACUGGCUCUAAGGGGCAGAGGGGGGAACGGGGGGAUCCUGGAUAUAUGAUAGCUGGCACCGAUUCAAACUUCUUACCCGGGCGAAAAGGAGAGCCCGGAUCUUCUGGCCCCCAGGGACCACCUGGAGUGCCGGGUGUCAACGGAGCUCCAGGUCUGCCGGGCCCGUCAGGACCACCGGGCUCACCGGGAAUAUCUGUCAAGGGAGAUCAAGGAGAGCCAGGAGCAAAAGGCGUACGGGGGAAGCAGGGCAUGAAAGGAGACAAAGGAGAGGCGGGGAAAAGACGUGAGGACAUAACUGGCAUUGCGGGUUUGCCUGGACCUAUCGGCAUCGAUGGGGUACCAGGGCUGCCAGGUCAGAGAGGAGAUAAGGGUGAAGAAGGAAUUGGUAUACAAGGCACUCAAGGUCCUCGUGGAGAGCCGGGACUGAAGGGGAAUAUUGGUUUAAUAGGACCGGUGGGCUCUAAGGGUGAGCGUGGAGAGCAAGGCAUCCAGGGAAUCGUCGGCCCUCGGGGGAAGAAGGGAUUCAAAGGGGAGAAAGGUGAUAAGGGAGACCGUGGAGAAAUUGGACCUAUUGGACCAAAAGGACUCCAAGGACUGACGGGGCCGAUAGGGCUGAAGGGAGACGAAGGUCCACGAGGAACCCCUGGAGAUCCGGCCAAGGGUAUAAUCGGUCCAACUGGAAAAAAGGGAACCAGGGGAGACGUUGGUCCGGUUGGUUCCACGGGUCCCCAGGGCAUCAAAGGAGAACAAGGGAACAAAGGAGACAAGGGAAGUCCAGGUUUUGGAAUUCCUGGACAGCAGGGACCGAAGGGGCUGAACGGUGAACGGGGAAAUGUUGGUUUGUCUGGAAGACCAGGACCAAAGGGAAAAGAUGGAUUUAAAGGCGACAAAGGGACUGUUGGCUUGCCUGGCAAUCCUGGAGAACCUGGAUUAAGAGGUAAAGAUGGAUCUGGAGCUGACGGGGAAAAAGGAGUGAAGGGCGACCAAGGACCAGCAGGAGAAUCUGGUGAGAGAGGAAUAAGGGGUCCACUAGGGUUACCAGGGCGACCCGGCGACGCCGGUGAAAAAGGCGACUCUGGGAAUCUGGGUCAACCUGGAACUGAUGGAGGUAAAGGAGACAAAGGAGAGCCGGGGAAACCUGGGCCUCCAGGAACACAAACUAAUGGAGAAAACAACAUCCUGGCCAGAGUGAUUAAGGGGGAUCAAGGAGAGCCUGGUGGGCCUGGCAUUAGAGGAGAAACAGGUCUUCCAGGACCCAGAGGUCCAGAGGGGAAACCUGGACGGCCAGGGACGUCUCUGGGUGCUGGAGGAAGCAACGGUGUUGAUGGGGAACCAGGAAAACCAGGAAUGAAGGGUGACAAGGGACAACAAGGGGAACCUGGUUUGAGUGGAGACAAAGGCGGGCUUGGAAUAGCAGGGAUUCCUGGUUUGCCAGGAAUUGCAGGAAAAGCCGGCUCUGAUGGGAAGAGAGGUCCGACAGGAAAAGAAGGAGAAAAGGGACUGAAAGGAGAUGAUGGAACAAAGGGUGACAAAGGAGAUUCAGGUGCAAAUGGCAAAGACGGGAGCAAAGGGGAACCAGGAGCUCCGGGGAAGCAAGUACUUGUCACUACUGAGGGCUCCACAAUUGAUGAAAUCCGUCAAGCAUUUCCACUUCCAAUGGGUCCUCCAGGCGCAACCGGUUCACCGGGACUUAAGGGAGAGAGAGGAGACGGAGGCCCUAAAGGGGAGAAGGGUGACGCUGGGGCUCCUGGAAAGUAUCUUGAAAUGAAGGACGUUGCAGAGAUGUUUGAAUCCUACGGUAUCAGGCUUCCUCUGCUGAAGGCUUUGAUUGACAGGUUGCUGCAGGACGGAGUGGAGGAGCUGCUUCACGUGCUCAACACCUCCAAGAAAACAAAAGACAACACAGGGACUCAAACCAACGUCAUCGCCGAGUACACGAAUUCUCUCAAAUUUGAGAAGCAGCCACUGUUGGAUCUGAAAACCGAGGACCCUGACACACUCGACCAGACUCCUGAAACCCUGUUGAAUGAUCCCUUAAAUGAGACUUCGGAGACUCUGUGGAGCCUCACGGCCGCGCAGGGAGAGCAGAAUCUGAACGGGAGUGAAACCGGGUUAAAGGAAUCCAGAGAGAAGGAGACUGUAAACUGGGACGUGAAUGAAGCAUCGUCAAACCUGAGUGUUGACAACUCUACUUUCAGUUAUAUCACAGUUAAGGAGUCGGUUUCAGAGUUACCUGAAACUGUAAAGGAGACUGUCGUCCUCACUCAGGAGGACCAGCUGAAGAAGAAUCCGUCACCAAAGAAGAAGAACAGGGAACGUGGGAAAGGCAAAGGAAAUAAAGGACGACAGAGGAGGCAGAGACAACGCCUGACAUCUGAAGACCACAAGCAAGAAGAAGAGUUUUAUAACAGUGACGAAUACAGUUAUGACUACGAGGAGGAACUUUCCCCAGACGUCGACCCCCCCGCCUCCCGGGAGAGAACGGAGAGCAGAACGGAGGGACCGGCACCAGCAGACGGUCCUGACCGUGAAACCUCCAGACGAGCUGUAACGUCAGGCAGGAGGACAGACGCACAUGUGAGCAGACAUUAUGGAGUUCAGACGGCCCCGACUCCGCCGUCUCCACCCACGGGUGAUGCUGACGAGGACGAGGUGACGCUGCCUUCUCCGCCAAUCGCCACGGAAAAAUCACAGCAGACGUCUCAACGUCAAAUCAGAGUGAAAAGAGGCGCCUACCGGCCUGACUCCAUGGUGUUUCUGCCAGGUGCUCCAGGGAGAAAAAGACCGGCUAAAGACGGCACAAAACCAACUCUCCUCUGGAGCUCAAGGUUACCGAAACGCACAGCACAAAAAUGCCAACCUUCAAAUGCUUACAAGAGGAGAGAGACGGAGACACAGAGGAGGAGGAGAGGAGAGGAGUGGGAGAGGAGGAGAGAGGAGAUAGAAGGGUACGACGAAGAGACUGGACGGCCUUAUCCGAAUUCUCCAAAGUAUUUUCUCCUGAAGGGACAACCGGGGGAGAAUGGAGGACCAGGACCAAAGGGUGAAAUUGGUGAAAGGGGACAAAAGGGAGAACCAGGACUCGGGCACCGAGGGCCCGAGGGCCAGGCCGGUCCUCCGGGACAGAAGGGUGAGCCGGGGGAAUCGGGGCCUCCCGGACCUCAGGGCAUCCAGGGUAUCCGUGGUAACCUAGGGAUGCAGGGAUUAACGGGAAUCAGGGGUCUUUCUGGGGAUCCUGGAGUCCCAGGGAGAGAAGGUGAACGGGGCAAAAGAGGGAAGAACGGAUCUCCUGGAACUCCAGGGCAUCAAGGCCAACCAGGACCUGAUGGUGUUCCUGGAGAGCCUGGAGUCAGAGGAGAAAAGGGUGAGAGUAUUCCUGGGGAGCCCGGUGCGCGGGGGCUGCCCGGCCUCUCGGGGAGACGGGGUGAAAAGGGACCUCCGGGUGCUAAAGGAGCUCCUGGUGUUAUUGGUCCAAAAGGCUUACGAGGCUUCAGAGGUGGAAAGGGAGAUCGAGGGUUACCUGGAGUCAGAGGAGAGCGGGGAAGUGUUCUUGAGAUUCACGGACCUCGAGGGUCCAAGGGCGCCAAAGGCGAAGUGGGUGAGCGAGCUCCACCCGGCUUUGACGGGGACAAAGGAGAAAAGGGGGAGGACGGUCCCCCUGGUACCAAGGGUAUCAAGGGGGAUGCCGGCACUAAGGGCGCCCUGGGGCGGUUCGGUGCACGCGGACCAGGGGGUCAGAAGGGGGAUCCAGGAGAGCCGGGACUCAACGGAGUGAUGGGCCGAAACGGAGAUAAUGGAAAGGAUGGAGACAAAGGGGACAAAGGUGAACUGGGGCUGCAAGGCCAGCAGGGCCAGCAGGGGGAUCCAGGAGAACCCGGCUCACCAGGAGCCCAAGGGGUAAAAGGAGAAAAGGGUUUCAGGGGUUUUCCUGGACGCAGCGGGAGUCCCGGUGAAGUGGGAGAAAUGGGAGAUGGAGGUUUAUCCGGCAGCCCAGGAAUCCCGGGGCUGAACGGACUCACGGGACGCAAGGGUGAUAAAGGCGUUGGGGGGAUCGAUGGCUCUGAUGGGGAUCCAGGACAGAAAGGGGAAAAGGGUGCAGGAGGUUUCCCGGGUUUCCCGGGAUUUAAAGGGUCAGUGGGGAGUCCAGGACGGGAUGGAGAUGACGGACCCCCUGGACCGCCUGGUCCCCGUGGAGGAAUAGGACCUAAGGGGGAGAGAGGCAGGAGAAGCAGGCCGAGGCUGUGCCAGAAAGGAACAUCCGGCACCCCGGGGCUGAGAGGAGACCCGGGAGCCGUGGGUAUGGAAGGAGCAAAAGGAGACAAGGGGGAGCCUGGACUAUCGGCAGGAGAAGUGAAGGAGCUGGUCACCCUGGAGGUGGUGGAGAAGUGCGGGUUGGAGUACAAGUUCAUGGUCAAAUCUGUGGAUCCAGAUGCAACAACGACAGAGACUGGGAGUCAAAACGAGCCGGAGGAAGAUGAUUUAUCCGUUAACGGAGACCUCGAUGAAGAAGACGUGGAAGUGGAAGAUCAAGCUGUGAAACGGGAACAAUACAACGAAACGAAGGGGGAACUUUCCAGUCCUGCUGCUGUGAACCGUACCGAUUCUCACAGAGGAGAAACUGUGGAGUCGGGACGGAGGAAAAGACGAGUAUUUGGAGCAGAAACUGUUCCAGUAUCGGACCGCUGCCUGGAGCCGAUGUCGGAGGGCGCCUGUUCGGACUACGUCCUGCUCUGGUACUUCCACGCCCCGUCGGGCGAGUGCAGGCCCUUCGUCUACGGCGGCUGCGACGGCAACUCGAACCGAUUCCCCUCCAGACAGCAGUGCCAGAAAGUUUGCUGCUCGAGUCGAACUGCCGGCAGCCAAUCAGAUAAUUUACCUUCCAACAGCUGAUGCAGUGACUGGAAAAUCUUUUUUCUUCAUAAAAAAGGGCAAUUUAAAGGAAAUAACUGUUUACGUUUAUCAUACAAAACUUCCAAUUCUUCCAGAUUAAAGAUAAAAACAACAACCAGCAAAAAUUGAUGCUGAUUUUUGUACAUUACUGUGUAAAAUGUUACUGGUAUGCAUUUGAAUUUCUUUUAUUUAUACAUGUUUUGACAGCAGCAGCUUCUUGACUUCCUUUAGGGACAAAUCUGAGGAUGAAAGUGAAUGUAAUUCAUGUAAUUCAUUUGUUUUAUAGCUGUUUCUGAACCUGCCGGAGCUUUUUCAAACGCCAUCAUGUGAUCUUGCCACAGAGAUAUUAAACCUGACCUCUCUUUUGUA